Molecule: messenger RNA, 1020 nt
Organism: Chrysochloris asiatica (Cape golden mole)
Lineage: Eukaryota; Metazoa; Chordata; Mammalia; Afrosoricida; Chrysochloridae
Gene: TBPL2
Product: TATA box binding protein like 2
Exons: 7
Coding region: 1-1020 (339 amino acids)
Biological process (GO): DNA-templated transcription initiation
Molecular function (GO): DNA binding; RNA polymerase II general transcription initiation factor activity
Source: RefSeq, a predicted model, not a curated record
AUGGAGGAGACGUACCUGGACCUCUACCUGGACCAGUGUGCUGCCCAGGAUGAUCUUGCCCCACCCAGAACAUCUCCCCUAUUCAGCCCUGUGGCAUCUUAUGAUGUGUACAUAACUAAGCCAUCCAAUCCAGAGAUGACUCUUAGUUCAAAUCUUGAAGGUAAAGAAAUAUCUGGUGAUUUCUCAUCGGUGGACCUUAGCUUCCUACCAGAUGAACUUACUCAAGAAAAUAAAGAUGAGGCUGGCAUUGGAAGCAAGGAGGAAACUGAAAAAAAUAAAACUCAAAGUAGGUUGCAAUUACCUAAUGAACAGGACACUGGCCUGGGUUUAAAUGGCAACAGUUUGUCAAGUUCCCCAUCACACCUGCACCCUGAUAAUGCUGACUCACCCCAGCUCUCACUGGAGAAACCAACCUCUGAUGCUUUGACUCUGCCAUCCAUAACGCCCAUGAAACCAGUGACCCCUGUUUCAGAAUGCUCUGGAAUUGUGCCUCAGCUUCAGAAUAUAGUUUCUACUGUCAACCUGGCCUGUAAAUUAGAUCUGAAGAAAAUAGCUUUGCAGGCAAAAAAUGCAGAAUAUAACCCAAAGAGGUUUGCUGCUGUUAUCAUGAGGAUCCGAGAGCCCAGGACAACAGCCCUCAUAUUCAGCUCGGGGAAAAUGGUUUGCACAGGAGCCAAAAGUGAAGAGCAGUCUAGACUGGCGGCUAGAAAGUAUGCUCGCGUGGUACAAAAGCUUGGCUUUCCUGCCAGAUUCCUUGACUUCAAAAUUCAGAACAUGGUUGGGAGCUGUGAUGUGAGAUUUCCCAUCAGGCUGGAAGGUUUGGUGCUAACCCACCAGCAGUUCAGUAGUUAUGAACCUGAACUAUUUCCUGGCCUUAUUUAUCGAAUGGUAAAGCCGCGGAUUGUUUUGCUUAUCUUUGUAUCUGGAAAAGUUGUGUUAACAGGUGCCAAAGAACGUUCUGAGAUCUAUGAAGCAUUUGAAAACAUCUAUCCAAUUCUAAAGGGUUUUAAAAAAGCCUGA